UGAUGACAGUUUAUUUUUUAUUUUUGGGUAAACUAUCCCUUUAAAAUUAAAUUAGACAGAAAAGCACCCAAAGAAAAGAAGAAUCAAUUAUUGUCAAACUAGAUUUUACACAAUGUAAAAUCAAUGCCAAAACAUCUGCAGUUUUUACAGCAAAGCUGCAGUUCUUUUUAUUUCCCUCCCAUCAGUGUUACCGAUGAAAUCCUUUGAACAAAAAGUACUUCACAGUUUCAGCCCUAAACUGAACAAUUUCCUUUAAACAGCAGAAGUUCCUUUGCUCUUUAAAACCCCACUAUCAUGCCUGAAGCAAGCUCGUUAUAAAAGUGUUAGGGUCACUUUGUGCCAAUUCAUGUUCAAGGUUGGAACUGAUCUGAAUAAAUAUAUUUUCUCUAUUCUUCCAGAUUCUUCAAUAUUGCUGCAUGUCUAAUCAAAAGCCUUGAUCAUAAAACUGUUCAUUAAGGCCCAGCACACAAACGCAACAUGACAAUCACCAUUCAGAACAUCACUACCACCUCUGCCAUCGUCAACUGGCCCUCGUCCCCCAGUUGCAUAGACACGUUCUACAGCGUCAUGUACAACCUAAACUGGAACAGCCUUCCAAUGGGUUACACACGCAAGAGCUUCCUGCGUGAGGACAGGGUUCCUGUGAGCCAGACCUCAACCAGUGUGGGCAACCUCAGUCCACAGACUACUUACAUACUGUGCGUCACAUGCCAGUCUGCCAACCCCACCAGAGAGCAGUGCCAGGUCUUCAGUACUCUGGAUGAUGGAACAGAGCUUGGAGAGAAUGGUAGGGAGCUGGCCAUGGGAGUCUGGUUGGCCAGCAGUAUCCUUCUUCUAAUCAUUGCCUUGGCUCUGCUUUGGGGAUGUCUCCACACUAUGUGUCCAUCAAAGAGAGACACAGACCAGCAUAACCAGCCAGGUUCUAACCCUCCUCACCUGGCUCUGAUGCCAAUGGGUGGGGAUAUGGCAAGUGAGGGAAGAAAACAUCUGUACAUGCCAAGCUGUAGCGAAAAGGACUCUCAGAACGCAACAGUGAUUGAGAACCCUUUUCGAGAAGAGCAAGGAAGAGAACUGGGAAACGGGCCAAGUCGUGAACACAGAGUAGCAAACUGAACUUCAGGUCAGAAUAAUAGGCCAGUAAAACCGUCACUAAUGUAAUGACCCCAAAAGUUCAAACACAAAUGAGGACAAUCACUGGAGUAGAAACCAUUUUGAGGAAAUGAGACCCUAACAUUCUAAAACAUUGUGCAGUGGAACAUAUGGGCUGAAGGAUGUUCAACUGACAUUAAAUCAGAUGGAAACAUACCUACCUAAUUAACCUGAAGAAAUCCAAGAAGCCCCUUUCGAUUAUACCACAAUCCUAAGAACUUUAAAAUGCUCCAAGUAAUUUUUUUCACUUAUCACCCAGUUAAAAUUUACACCUAAAGAUUUAAAUAGUACCUUUACCAAAUAAGUUAAAAAUGAGGCCAAAGUAUAAUUUGGUUUUCCGGGUGACAGACUGUUUACGUGCAGCCUAGUUUUCUAGCACAGUGGACAGAUUGUGCUAAAAGAGUAUCACAAAUGAGUAGAAAGUCUCGAGUGCAUGAGACAGAAUGGCAUGAGGGAAAACAAUGUAUACCCAAGCCUUAUUGACUCCUGUCAUAUCAGUGAUCUGGAUAAAACUAUUUUAUUCAACACAAGGUGGGUCGCCCCCAUCCAUUGGUGGCCACCACAUUGAGAUCACUUGAUUAGCCUUGUCAAUUUGAGUUAAUAAAAACUUAAUGCCAAAGUGUCAGUAUAAAAUAAAAAAAAAAAAAAAAACUUGUUUAGAAAGACAAAAAAAAAAAAAAAAAAGUUCCAGUGAAAUGUAAACAUAAAAUUACUUUUAAAUUUAAUUUUAAAUGCAUGUGUGUUUUAAGUGUUCAUUUUAUUGUCACUGUGUGAAUGGAGUCCCUGUUUUGUGUUAAAUGCAUUGAAAUGCAUCUUGCCUGCCUAACUGUCUUGCAAAAUAAAAAGCAUCUUAUGAUCAUUAUGAAUGUAUGUUAAUGCUGGAGA
Messenger RNA from Xyrauchen texanus (razorback sucker), 2034 nucleotides. Its product is annotated as fibronectin type III domain-containing protein 9-like. The transcript has a single exon. The coding region runs from base 478 to 1113 and encodes 211 amino acids. Gene Ontology annotation, molecular function: protein binding. Lineage: Eukaryota; Metazoa; Chordata; Actinopteri; Cypriniformes; Catostomidae. The record is from RefSeq and is a predicted model, not a curated record.